Esox lucius (northern pike) is the source of this 3082-nucleotide messenger RNA. It is a transcript of the gene tmem200a, whose product is annotated as transmembrane protein 200A. The transcript is spliced from 2 exons. The record is from RefSeq and is a predicted model, not a curated record. NCBI's taxonomy places the organism in Eukaryota, Metazoa, Chordata, Actinopteri, Esociformes, Esocidae. The coding region runs from base 716 to 2221 and encodes 501 amino acids.
CUCUUCUUCUGACUGUGCGUCACUUAUAGUGACGUAUCACGUGGUUUUACAGAGCUUUUUCCUAGUACCAUCCCCUGAAAUGCAUUAUUCCGAGCUAAAGGGAUCGUCUCUAUCCUCGAAAAUGCUGAUGGAGAGAGCCUUAUCUACAAGCAACCAGUUCAUAGAGGAAUUAAGUGGACAUGAGAGAUCAUCUUGAUUCUAUUCCAAAAGGAUUUUACAGUGGACCGCGCUUUCCCCCCAGAUGUGAACACUUAAACCGGAAUUUUCUCCAUGACAAACUUUCUAUGCUGAUUUUAUUGUUUGUUUUUAAAGCCAACUAAACUUAGUAGGCUAAACUGAAAUAAUAUUUUACGUUUUUACUAUUGACUAUCAACUGAAGUUUUUGAGCGGACUGAAUGGCCAUCACGGGACAUAACUGAAAAAAAGUUGAGACGGUUGAAAGUAAAACAAUAGACGUUUUCCGCGCGUCGCACUGGUGGGAACAGAUUGUACAACCGUGCGCGUUUCUAGAAAUGGAGAGUAUUUAUAAGACUUUGCUUAUUUUGAACUUUUUUUCGCAUCGGUACCCAUUGUACGUUUCAUUGGAAUACAAACUGACAUAGCGAGCAAAUCAUGAGUGUUAAGAAAGAUGGGUUGCAUUAUAAUUUCCUAUGCGUGAUGGACGAAUAACAACAGACAAUCAGCCUCUUUUACAGGGCCGUGGACAGUGAUAGUGAUGAUUUCAGCUGGUGGAGUGAUCACUGGCCACCUCGCUGCGCUGAAGAGGCAGGACUCUGCCCGCUCCCAGCACCACCUUCCCAUCCACUCUCCAGCUCCCAGGGAGGCCCAGGAAAAGAGGAGGGCAAAGCGUAAGCCCCGGGCCGACGUGGUGGUGGUCAGGGGAAAGAUUCGUCUCUACUCUGCCUCUGGGUUCUUCCUCAUCCUGGGUGUGUUGAUUCUGAUGGUGGGCAUUGCCAUGGCUGUGCUGGGCUACUGGCCCCACAAAGAGCCCCUAGGAGCAUCCAGCGCUAAGCUAUCUACCAAUGACACCCAUUUGACCCUGGAGCAGGGUGGUGUGCUGGCCCGGUUCCUUAAGCAGCACCUGCACUCGGACAAGAUGAAGAUGCUUGGCCCGUUCACCAUGGGUAUCGGAAUAUUUCUCUUCAUCUGCGCCAAUGCCAUCCUGCAUGAAAACAGGGACCGGGAGACCAAGGUGAUCCACAUGAGGGACAUGUACUCCACCGUCAUUGACAUCCACAGUCUUAGGAUCAAAGAGCACAAGUACAUGAAUGGGGCCUCCUCCGGCCCCUAUCGGGAACAGGAGCUCCGGACCUAUGAGAACCAGUGUGCGUCCAGGCUAGCUGCUAACACCCUGCUUGGGUUCCCCGGGAUGGGGAACGACGUGAGGGUGUCUCGCAGGGCCAGCUCUAUGGAAGACGAGGAUGGUCUCCUCAACGAGGCCAAAGGGGGGCACGGCCUCCUGCCUCCGAUCUACAGGGAGCGCUCUGGCUCAAUCUUCGGCCCUCGGCGCGGGGGCAGUCACGGCUGGGACGAGGAGUGUGGCCUCCCCAGGAGAUGCCAGACCCGGUCCAUUGUAUCGUCCUCCAUCAGUGCUUUCACCCUGCCCGUCAUCAAGCUAAACAACUGCGUGAUCGACGAGCCGGACGUGGACAGCAUCACAGAGGACCUGGAGCACACCAGGAUGAGAUCCGGGCCCCCGUCUAUGGAGUCCCUGUCCCUCACCGUGCCUGUACCGGCAGGCAUCGUCAAAACCUACAAACCCCCGGGUGUCACGCUCCUCAGGAGUAACUCAGCCACCGAGUCGCACUCCUCGUCCUCGCGCGGCUCUCUGUCCCCGGGCUCUGCCAGUGGGAGGCACCUGUCUCCUGGGGCUGACCGCCAGGACUUUGGGUCCAGCAGCUCCCUCCACAUGCGCUCCUCUCACUCCAAGUCUCUGGACUUGGACAGGGGGCCCAGAACCCUGACAGUGGAGCCAGAGCAGAGGAAACAUCCCAGUUGGCCCCGGCUGGACCGCAGCAACAGCAAAGGCUACAUGAAGCUUGAGAACAAGGAGGAUCCUAUGGACCGACUGCAGCUGCCCCAGACGGCAGUUAAACGAGAUUAUACCAAGAAAGAGAAACUGCUCAUGAUCUCCAGGUCUCACAAUAACCUCAGCUUUGAACACGAUGAGCAGUUUAUAAGCCAUGCUAUGAAACGUGGGAGCUCCGAGACUCGGUUUUAAAUAACUAACAAAGUCAAUGACCAAUGAGUAAACGGUUGGCAAAAACACAUUUACGACCAGGUUUCAGCAUUUGAGUCCAACUACUUGAGACCAAAAUCUAACAAUUGUGUUUGUAUGACAGUAUUAUUCUGCAGUAGUGGUCACAUCUCUUGCAGUUCUCUGUCAGAGUGUUGAAUAGGAUAUUGUUUGUAUGGUAACAUGUUGUUUUGGACUGGAGCGCUCAGGUAGUUUGCCUUUUUUCUUGGAAUGAGUCUAAAGACGAAUAGGUGUGUUACUUGUGGUUGAUAUAUUUGCAGCGCCAAUCAGUUUAUUGGAAGUGUUUAAAUUAGGUGAACUUGAGGCAGUGGGAACGAAUAUGAUAAACAUGUGGUUUGUUUUACUCUUCAUGUUUCUAUGGAAUACUACAGCAUCAUCCUUGCAUCAGUUACUGUCAUUUUGUAGAUGGCCAAUCUCUACGUGAAGAGGCACCAUUCACCCACGUUUAGUCAACACUUUCCAGUGGUGUCUGAGAUGUUGUGUGGGUAAACUAAACAUAUUACCCAGAGUUUAAUGUAAAGCAGAUCUAAACAUAUGCUUGUUAUAGUGCCACUGUGUGGUCGCUAUGAAUGUUCUUGCAUAAUGUCAGGAUUUGUUACAAUGCAAAUAUUUUGGACUGAUUUAUAUGCAUUUAUGUGCCAGAACACUCUGACAUGAAUGUUUGUUGGUGAAUAGUGGCCAUGGUGUUUUUGGAACAAUUCUGGAAAUUAUUGCAUUGAGCAUCCAUAGAUGGUUCUCUGCAGAUUGGUAAGAGGUAUCAGAGUAGCAUCUUAAGUGUUCUUUACAAAAUAAAAAAUGGCCGAAAAUCUAUAAUGGCCGACUUUA